AUGAUGAAUGAUGGAUCGUCUUCUUCAUCUAACACAAAAAUGGACAUGGAUGUAUUAGUAAAUGAAUCCUACUUGUCUGAUUUAUGCGAUAACGAUGAUCUUAAUCUCCAAGAAGCUCUCUUCUCUUCUUUGAUCGGUUCAACGUCUGCUAAGCCCAAUAACACAUCUCAAAUCCAGAGGAGUUUCACCACUUUUAUCAAGAGGAGUUUCACCACUUUUUUCAAGCAGGAGCCAGUGGAACCAUCUAGAAGGACGUUAUGUAUGAUCUGUAUGGACGAAAAGCCUUCUUCAGACAUGUUCCGAGGAUUAGUCACAUGCACUCACGCAUACUGCACUCAGUGCACCAUCCAUUACGUGGAGACCAAGAUCAAAGAAAACUCUGCGAGGAUCAAAUGCCCUGACUUGGAGUGCACGCGUUUGAUAGAGCCGUACAUGUGUAGAGAUCUGAUCCCAAGGAACAUGUUCGAGCGUUGGGAGAAAAUCUUGUGCGAGUCGCUGAUUUCUUCAUGGGACAAGCUCUACUGUCCGUUCAAAGACUGUUCAUCUGUGAUGAUUCUUGACGAUGUUGGUGGUAGUGAUGCUAAUGUGACGCAGACCGAGUGCCCUUCUUGUCACAGAAUGUUCUGCGCUAAGUGUAAGGUGGCGUGGCACGUGGGGAUUGGUUGUGAGGAGUAUGGGAAUACGAAGAAGAAGAGUAGUGAUGAAGAGGAUGCGUUGUUGGUUCAGAUGGCCAAGAAUAAGUACUGGAAAAGGUGCCCUAGUUGCAAGUUUUACGUUGAGAAAGUGGUUGGAUGUGUGCAUAUGACGUGCAGGUGUGGAUCUGAGUUCUGUUAUGAUUGUGGUUCACUGUGGGGUGAUCCUCACUCAUGCCAAUUUUUUAGAUAG
Molecule: messenger RNA, 885 nt
Organism: Eruca vesicaria subsp. sativa (arugula)
Lineage: Eukaryota; Viridiplantae; Streptophyta; Magnoliopsida; Brassicales; Brassicaceae
Source: the annotation of a GenBank genome assembly